This is a messenger RNA of Helianthus annuus (common sunflower), 1381 nucleotides long. Its product is annotated as serine carboxypeptidase-like 45. Gene Ontology annotation, cellular component: vacuole. Gene Ontology annotation, molecular function: serine-type carboxypeptidase activity. NCBI's taxonomy places the organism in Eukaryota, Viridiplantae, Streptophyta, Magnoliopsida, Asterales, Asteraceae. Gene Ontology annotation, biological process: proteolysis. The transcript has 9 exons. The record is from RefSeq and is a predicted model, not a curated record. The coding region runs from base 31 to 1164 and encodes 377 amino acids.
GGAUGUUCUUCCCUUGGUUUUGGGGCAUUCAUGGAAACCGGGCCAUUUCAAAUUGGUGAAGAUGGACUUCUUGUCUUAAAUCAACACUCUUGGAAUUUAGAAUCCAACAUGUUAUAUGUCGAAUCACCCAUUGGAGUUGGUUUUUCUUACUCAGAAACAUACGAAGACUAUAUCGAUUGGAACGAUACGAAAACAGAAGAAUUCCCGUUAUACAAAGACUCACCGUUCUUCUUAGCGGGAGAAAGUUAUGCAGGCCAUUACAUUCCACAACUAGCGGAUCUAAUAUUGGAGUAUAACAUAUUCCCAAACGUUACUAAAAUCAACCUCAAAGCAAUUGCUAUUGGAAAUCCGUUAUUAGACAUAGACAUUAGCGUUCUUGCGGGCGAAUUUUUAUGGUCACAUGGUGCGAUAUCAGACAAGACUUUGAUGCUAGAAAAAACUGUAUGCAACGACUCAAAGUACCUCCGAGAAUAUGUUCAUUCGGGAUGGUCUCAAGGUUGCAAUGAUGUUUUCAAUCGAGUUGAAAAUGAAGUUAGUGACGAUGUUCAACACGACGACCUGCUUUUGCCCAAAUGCUUGUUGCCAACAUCUUCAUCUCAACAAUUUAAACCUAGAGGGUUACACUCAAAAGCACAUUCAUCGGUUGACAGAAUCCUAAGGACAGGUGAUCCAUGUUUGCAAUCAAGGAUAUUUACAUAUCUCAAUAGACGGGACGUUCAAGAUGCGUUGUAUGCUAACACGACUGACCUUCCAGGACAUUGGGACUUUUGUCUAGGGCCUCUAGAAUAUCAAGAAGAGAAUAUGGAAAUAAAUAUAAUUCCACUCAUCUCUAAACUCUUAAAGUUUGGCCUUCCAAUCUGGUUUUACAGUGGUGAUCAAGAUUCAAAAAUCCCGCUUACACAAACAAGGAUAAUUGUUAAUAAUAUCGCAAAAGAGCUUAAGCUUACAACCCUCACAAAAUACAGGACUUGGUACAGCGAGAAACAAGUGGGUGGUUGGUGGCAGUCAUUUGGGGGACUAAAAGAUGGACACAAUGUCACCUAUUUGACAUAUGCAACAGUAAGAGGUGCUGCACAUGAAGUCCCCUUCACUUCUCCAUUGCAGGCUCUCACUCUCUUUCGUUCUUUCCUUACCGGAUCCGCACUUCCUCGCCCCAAAUCCUAAAUCCUAAAAAACGCAUGUAAUAUGGCAUGUAUUUGCUAUAACAACGAUAAUAAAACAAACUAAUAACUAUAAUGCCAUAACAUAUUACUUGUUUUCACUCGCGUACUAGCUAUAGAUUUUGGGUGAUAUGAUGCACUGUUUUGUAUGAGACUAUAGCUGUUUGCAUGCGAACUAACUUUGUAUGAACAAUUUUUUAGUUAAUGCUACAUAUAAAAUU